Molecule: messenger RNA, 2582 nt
Organism: Orussus abietinus
Lineage: Eukaryota; Metazoa; Arthropoda; Insecta; Hymenoptera; Orussidae
Product: NEDD4-binding protein 1
Exons: 6
Coding region: 352-1776 (474 amino acids)
Cellular component (GO): cytoplasmic ribonucleoprotein granule; nucleus
Molecular function (GO): RNA endonuclease activity; mRNA binding
Source: RefSeq, a predicted model, not a curated record
GCCAAAAAUGUUUUCAUGGUUCAGUGUAAGAAGCCGUGGGAAAAGUAACUUUCGUAGUUUUUUUUAAAUUUCUUGUAGGCAGUAACGCUGCAUAAAAACCUUUCAUUCAAAGAGAAAUCAUAUUUCUGAAGGUUAAAAGUGUAACUUCAAUGUUUUGAAUAGCAAACGUGAAAAGAGAAGGAAUUCCGUUUUCGAUGUCACUGUGCUUGGUUCAUCAACUAACUACGUUUUGAACGUAGUUUAGGUGCAUAAAUUUAUGUAAUCAUAACCUGAUACUUAUACAGUUGUUUGUAUUUUAAUUGCUCGUGUAAUGCCAAACUGUUGAUUUGUGAACAUUAAAGUAUCAACAGGAUGAGUACUGUGAACGAUUCGGUGAUCAUUUGUGAAACCCCGUCACCACAAAGUGCAGUUCCUAAAAAGAGAAAACUGCGAGCAAAAAAACCAAAGAUAAAACGUUGCAAAAUAACAAAGAAACCAGUUUUACAAAGCGAUACCGAAUCCGAAGAAGACUCAAGAUGUACAAACACAGUUCAGCCAUCUGGAGCGAAACGGAAGCGUGAGGAAAAUUCAUGUAUUGACUGGAUUGAUCUGUCCGAGUCAAUUAAUUGUGAGAAAAAAAGGAAGACAAAUAAACGUUCGUUUGUGCGCAAAACUAAUAUACCGAUUUCUCUCCAAGAAAGUGUUAUUAUUCUAAGUGAUAGCAGUACCUCUUCCAAAGAAGAAGGUCAAGUAAAUCCCAGUGAAGAGAGACUGUCCCAAGAAGAUAUCAUUUUGAUAGAUAAUUUUGAAUUGGGAGAGCCAUCUCAUGAAUCUACAAGUACUAAAAAGAGGAGUUGCGAAAGUGAUCAGAAUUCAGUUAAUACAAGAAGGAAAACGUCCAAAGCAGGCAAAUCUUCGAAUUUAUAUAAGAAUUCCAUACAGUGGAAAUUGUCUGUAUUGACUUCGAAGGUAGAUCUUAAUGAUAGGGAUAAACUACCUACUUUACCAAGUUCAAACAGCUCGAAUCAGGAAAUCUCUAAAGCUGAGGAUGUUUCAAUCGUCUGGACAUCUGUAAAUGACUCUGUAUCAACAAAUGUGGAACAGGUUACCAAAUAUUCUGACGAGCCACCAAAACUCACAGAAGAGAUGCAGAACUUGCUCAAUGGGCCCAUGGUUUACGUAGACAAGCAGGGAGAUUUUUCAAACCUGCAAAAUUUGUAUAUGCCGGUGGAGUACAAAGAAAAAAACAAAAAUCAAAUCGUCGGUAACCUGUUGAAGGAAAGAAAUGUGGUGAAUAUGGCACAGAAAAAACCAGCUAAAGAUCUGUCGAGCAAACCGCUAAGAGAGAUAAUUAUUGAUGGUUGCAAUAUUGCUAUGGCACACGCAAACAAUAAGAAGUUCUCCGAAGCUGGAAUCAAACUGGUCAUAGAUUAUUUUGCACAAAGGGGUCAUACAGUCAAAGCGUUUCUCCCACAACACACAAGAUCGUUCAAGCAUCCCCUUCUUGAGAAACUUUACAAUAAUGGAACAGUCGUGUUUACACCAAGUAGGAAAAUUGGUGGAAGAAAGAUUACGCCUUAUGACGACCGUUUUAUAUUGGAAUAUGCAACUCAGUGUAACGGAAUAGUGAUAUCGCAAGACCAAUAUAGAGACUUGUACAGGGAGAAACCAGAGUGGCGGGAUACGAUAGAAAAUCGCCUUCUUCCUCCUACGUUUGUAGGAGACAUCGUGAUGUUUCCCGAAGAUCCUUUAGGGAGAAAUGGUCCUACGUUAGAGGAAUUCCUCAGGCACCUAUGAAGUCACAGGAUCUCGAGCUGUAACAUUUCUGUCCAGUGAAUGAUUAAAGGUUACCGCCAAGGAACAAUUUGUGUUACGGUAAAGAAAAGAAGAUAUCGUAUGGUUAUGUCACAUAAUUUUUCAUUUUCAUUCGUUCUAUUUUCAACGCUUCAUAUUCAUGAUGCGGUAACGACGAUCACGUGCACUGGUGGCAAACCCCAAAUAUAUUAUCGGUAAUUGAACCUGCUCAAGUGCGAAACUAUAUAAGCAAUUCAUCGAGCUAAUGGACAAUAUAGCUCCGAGGUAUUUUGAUAACUUUUCAUUUUUUUUUGGUUAUUCACUUCUGUUGCAAAUUACGGUUUCGUAACUAUAUUACUGCCAAAGCCGUUUCGUUAGAGGCACAUGGUUCCGUGAAAUUUUCAUUUACAUUUGAUAUCGCAUUAUAUUUAAGACAACAACUUUAAUUUCCGUAUCAGAGAAUCCUGCAGUUUUCUUGAAAGAAUUGGAAAUCUUGUUGAUUAUUUAAAUAGAUCGGUAUUCAUUUAUACUGUAUAAUAUUGUAUAAAUAAGCUAAUAUAAAAGAGAGUAUAAUAUAAAACCAAAGGGGGGGAAGAAAAUAUCGUUUUUUUUUUUUUUUCAGCCAAGACGAAAUUAUAUUGUAUAGAUUUUACACAUCUUUGACACCUGAAAUGUAACACAUAAUCUCAAAAGCGAAGCCUGUAAAAUAAGGCCAGCGAACCGAUUGGAAGAGUACUUGGACUUUGAAGUAGAUUUCCUCGUGGUGCUUACAGAGCGAUUAAUAUUCCAGUACCAUUUAUUUACAAUGA